Molecule: messenger RNA, 10258 nt
Organism: Oncorhynchus mykiss (rainbow trout)
Lineage: Eukaryota; Metazoa; Chordata; Actinopteri; Salmoniformes; Salmonidae
Source: RefSeq, a predicted model, not a curated record
AUGACAGUUGAUGGCGGUACGAAUAAAGCUAUCAAAUCUAAACCUGGAUCAAAAAUACCCCAAACCAAAGGAGGGAGGGCAGACACACCUACACCUGUAACAAAGCCUGUAAAAAAAAGAGGUGUCAUAGGGAGUGAAACAGAGGAGACUGAAGAAUCUGAGAGCGAAGGAGAGAGUUCAGUGGAGGAGAGCGAAGAGGAGGAGCUAGUUUGUAUUGAGGAGACAACUGAGACAGAAGGGCUCGAGACAGAGGCGACACAGGAUAGCAGCGGAGAGGAGGUUGAGGUGUCAGACACGGAGAGAAGCACAGAGGGGCAGGUGAAGGAAGAAUCAGCAAAGGAACCUCCAGUAGAGGAGGAAUCAGAAAAAGAACUUCCAGUGCAAAUCAGGAAACGAGGGAAACUUGAAGAGGAGCCAGUCAGUACCAGUGAGGAAGAGGAGGAAGAGGAAGAAUCAGUGGCAGUGACCAGCGAUGGGGGUGAAUCUGAGAAGGUAACUUCAAGGAAAAGAGGGUCGCCCAAGAAAGCCACCGCUGUACCACCACUCAGUUUGACGACCAGCGUCACUGCACCGGCAGGGUGUCUGAAAUCCAAGAUGUUCAUGAAGAAAAAGGGCCAGGCUGAAGAGAAGGUUGACAAACCUAAGAAGGCCCAGAAACCCACGAAAGCAGAGAAGAAGAAAGCUGAGAAAGCAAAGAAAGCUGAGAAAAAGAAAGCAGAAAAAGCUGAGAAAAAGAAAGGGAAAGGGAAACAGAAAGCUACUCCAGCAGAGGAAGAAGCCCAGCCUCUGAAAGAUGUCUCCCUCAGCAAGGCUGACGCUGCAAAACACAAGGCCCAGAUCCUGAAGCUAGCCAAACAAACAAAAACCUCCAUCAAAGACAAGAAUGCUUCGUCUUCCCCAUUGGAGUUGCAGGAGGAUGAGGCUGCCUCAACUUCAUCCAAAGCCCCUAAAGGCCUAUCACGGGUGAUGCUAUUGAAAUCAAAAGGAAAUGAUCUCCAAGCCUGUCUGGGUGAAGGAGAACAGGAACAAGUGAAAAGGGAGCAACAAGAUGGUGAAGGAGAAGCCAAACAGGGUAGCAGGAAAAACAUUGGCCUGGUCCUGGGCAGAGUCAAGAUGGCAUCUGUUCGACAAAGGAGCAAUAAAAUGCUGGUCAGGCCUGGAGAGGAAGCAACGACAGCCGGGUCGACAGAUCCAGUCUCAGCCAAACCCACGGACAGUCUCGUCACUCGUAGGAAAGGGGUGACGACUCUACGCCAUGUCUCGGGUUGGAUCAGGGGGAAGAUGCCCAAAGGGUUCAACCUGAGGAGUAAACUGAAAGUAGUGACCCAGGCCAUUGGCUUCUCCCGUUGGCUCCCUCUCCAAGCCAUCAAACAGAGGGAGGGAGCCACUAGCUCCAAACACAGCCUGCUUAAACAUCGGAUGGCCAUGCGUGUGGCUAGUAAGACCAGCCUGGCCAGCAAGAAGAACCGAACCUCUGGAAACGGAGCCGAAGAUAAGUCUGCUGUCACCCAGAAGAGGCAAGCGGGGGAGUCUGGUGACGACCCCCACUCCACCUCCCCUCCAGCAGCCAUCGUGCUUCCCAGGAUGAACAAGCUGGGCAUGGGAAAGGCCAUAGGAAUUCUACCAGCCCAGCCAUCCCAGACUGCUCAGCCAGCCUCCUCCACCACCCCAGGCUCCAGCACUGCUGUGGGAGCCACCCUCGAAGCACCCAAGCCCCCCAAACCAGGAGCCAGACUGGUACUCCCAGUCAAACCGGACCUCACCCUCCUCAAGUCCAUAAAGAAGCCUGUUCCUGGAGCAGCACCAGAGCCAAAGAGGACUGAAAGUACAAAUGGGAGCACAGGAGCACAGAGACCCACACCGGACACCAGCAACGAGGACAGGAAAAGGGAGGCGGCACUUAAAGGCAAUGAGGGUUUCAGCAUCCUCCAGGCAGCCAGGGGCAAACUGGGCAACGAUCAAUUCAAAUUGACCAAGCUAUCCAAGCCUCUUACUACUGCUGCAAUAGAAGUAGGACCCAGCCGUGGAGCUAUAGUCCCAGACAGGGAGACAGGAGCUGGGUUUGCCGGACCCCUCACUGAUGGUCCUGAGUCUGGAGAACCUGUCAGACUGACUGGAGAACCAUCCAGAGUUGGUUCUAGGGUGGGGUCGUACUAUGAAGAAGAGGCUGAUCGAGAGGUGGCCCAGCUGAUGGGAGGGGGCGGGCUGUACCCUGUCGGCCCUCUGGAGGUGCACUGGGCUGGGACGACUCGUAUGAGCGGAGACCCCCAGGACUGGCUGCGAGCGGAUACCCUCCUGCCCCACCAGACAGUGGAGAAGCUGACCAAGUGGACGGUGUACGAGGAUGGGAACCAGACCAGGACUGUACCGACCCACAACGGGAGAGGACCCUGGGAGUCUGAGGACCCUGCUCAGGACAUGCUGGAGAGUCGCCUCAAUAACACAACGGUCGCGAUGCCAGGGUCUGACCAGGCUGUGGAGGUGGACGAGGUGGAGGAUCUAUCCCAGCUUGAGGAGGUGUGUGAGAGCUCUGUGCUGCUGAAUCUGAAGAAGAGGUUUCACCGGGACUCCAUCUACACGUACAUAGGUAACAUGCUGCUGUCACUUAACCCCUUCAAGCCCCUUGACCUCUACACAGAGCACCUCCGACAGCAGUACCAGGGCAAGGAGCAGAAACGCAACCCUCCCCAUGUCUAUGCUGUUGCCGAUGCAGCCUUCAGCCAAUCUCAGAGCUCACCACAAGAGCAGUGCAUCAUCAUAAGUGGUCAGAGUGGAUCAGGUAAGACUGAGGCCACCAAGCUAAUAGUCCACUACCUCAGCUCCAUGUACCAAGGCAGGAACAACAACCUCAGACAGCCCAUGGAGGUGCUGCCGAUUCUAGAGAGUUUUGGUAAUGCCAAGACCAUCCUCAACAACAACUCUAGUCGCUUUGGCAAAUAUCUUCACGUCCACGUUCUCCAGGGUGUGGUGGUGGGGACUUCGCUGUCAAAGUACCUUCUUGAGAAGUCACGCGUUGUCUUCCAGGCCAAUGAGGAGAGGAACUACCAUGUGUUCUAUGAGCUGCUGGCGGGGAUGAACGACUGGGACAAACAGGAGCUCUAUCUGCAGGGAGCAGAGACAUACUACUACCUCAACCAAGGCGGGUCCUGUGAGCUGAAGGGGAAGCUGGACAAACAUGACUUCCUGUUGUUGGCCCAGUGCUUUGAGACGAUUGGUCUACACGCCGACCAGAUCUCCACAGUCUGGGCCAUCCUCUCCUCCAUACUACAGCUUGGGAAUAUCUGCUUCAGUUCCUACGAGAGUGAGUCGUUUGAGGUGGCCCGUAUCUUCAGUGAGGCAGAGGCCAGGAGAGUAGGUUCUCUCUUGCAGGUGUCUUCAGAGGCCCUACAGACUGUCAUCACACACAAAGUCACGGAGACAACCUAUGACAGGAUCUACUGCCCCCUGUCUGUGGAAAGUGCCAUAGAAUCCAGAGAUGCCAUAGCCAAGGCCCUGUACUCUGUGUUGUUCGAUUGGCUGUUGGAGCAGAUCAAUGAUUGGCUGAGCCCUACAGAAAUGGACAGCACCGUGGGGAUAGUGGACAUCUACGGCUUCGAGGACCUGGGAGUGAACAGCUUUGAACAGCUGUGUAUUAACUUUGCCAACGAGCAGCUGCAGCACUUUGUCAACAAGGCCGUGGUGACCCAGGAACAGGAAGAGUACAGUACAGAGCAGAUCCAGUGGUACCCCGUCCCAUUGCAGGACUUCCACUCCUGUCUGGACCUCAUCUCCUCCAGACCACAUGGUAUCCUCCGUAUACUGGAUGACCAGACCUGCCUACCCCAGGCCACCGACCACACCUUCCUCCAAAAGUGCCACUAUCACCAUGGGAACAGCCCACACUACACUAAGCCCAAGAUACCUCUGCCUGUCUUCACUGUGUAUCACUACGCCGGAGCUGUCACUUACCAGGUCCAUAACUUUCUGAAUAAGAACCAUGAUCAGUUCCGUACCGAGGUGGUUGAGCUGUUUGCUAGGAGUAGACUGAAGAUGGUGUCAGGGCUGUUCCGUAAGGUGCAGGAUAAUUACCUGCAGCAGAGAGAGUUGGGCUGGAGGGGUAAAGGUCACAGGCAACAGCCCUCCACGGUGGCAGCACACUUCCAACAGUCCCUGACUGAGCUCACCACACGACUAGAGAGGUGUAAAACCACCUUUAUUCGAUGUUUCAAGCCAAAUUAUGUCAAGCUUCCCGGUAUCUUUGAUGUGGACUAUGUGUCAACCCAGCUGAGGCAUGCUGGGAUACUUGAGACCAUCACCAUCAGGAAGGAGGGAUUCCCCAUCCGCAUCCCCUUUUCCUUCUUUAUGGAGAGGUAUGGAAUCCUCCUGGUGGAGCGACCAGCCACCAUGUCUGAUAAGGAGCAGACCGUGGCGUUGCUGAACUUUGUAGGGGCUGAUGAGGGACAGUAUCAGCUAGGACUCACUAAGGUGUUUCUGAAGGAGGUGCUGUACCAGCGUGUGGAGGACAAGUGGAACAGCACUCAGACCUGGGCUGCGGUUACCAUCCAGAGGAACAUCAGAGGGUUCAUCUGCAGGCGCAACUUUAGGUUCUUCAAGCAGAAGGCCAUUGUCAUCCAGAGCCACAUACGAGGACAUCAGGCCAGGCAGUAUUACAAGCGUCUGAGACUGUCCUUCACUCAGUUCUGGGCUGCAAUGAUGAUCACCAGGAACACAAUCAAGAGACGACAGUGGAGGGAACAAGAGAGGAACGAGAGGAGCACAGUGAAACCCACCACUGAGACUGAAGAUCACACCUCCACAGGAAUGGAUGUGGGAAUGUUGGAGAUCCCAGCUGAGCUGUCGGCCAGACUACGCAGCGCAGCAGGGCGGCAGCAUGGCUCUGGGGUAACAGAGGUGGCGCCUCCACAGGUGAAAGCAGGACACACCCUCACCCUGCCCCUCGAUAUAGACAGUUACCCCUUCUCACGAUAUGCCAACACUACGCUGAAGGAUGGCUGGUGUCAGCCGCAGGGCUACUCCCUCCAGCGACCUCUGACCUAUCUGGAGCCUGAAGACGCUUGCAUAGCUCUGGAGAUCUACAAACUGAUCCUGCGCUUUGCAGGGGACAGUGAUCUGAGUGGCUGGCAGGAGCAGCUGUUGGGAAACUACAUCGUGGAGCAGGGCCUUACCAGACCCCCCCUGAGGGAUGAGAUCCUAGCCCAGAUAGCUUACACCACCUGGGGCAGGGAGUCAGAGGAGGGGUCCCUACGGGGCUGGUUGUUACUAGCCUGCUGCCUCAGUGCCUUCACCCCUUCCCCAGCCCUUGACAAAUCCUUGCUCAAGUAUGUGUCUGACAAGGGUCCAGGUGAAUAUCGUUCUCUGUGCCAGCACAAACUCCUCACCUCCCUCCACCUACCCUCCCCCACCUCCCGCCUCCACCCCCCCUCCCAGCUUGAGUGGACAGCCAAUCAGAGGAGAGGAAAGAUGGUUCUGGACGUACACACCUUCAGCGAGGAGAAGAUUACAGCUGAGGUAGAGUCCUGGACCACAGGAGAGCAGCUGGCCUCGUGGCUGCUCCACUUCAGAGGGUUAGGUGAGGCUCCUCGGGGCUGGUCUGUGUCUCUGCUGGCUGAUGAGGGCUGGUCUGACCUGCCUGGAUGUGACUUUGUCAUGGACCUGUUGGCUGGAGGAGAGACUGAUACUACACUGGGGACCGCACACACACCCACUGACUACCUGUUCAACAACGAGGGAAACCGGAUGAUAACAGAUCUAGAUGGGUUCAUCCCCCCGGCCCCCUCCAUGCAGGCCCCUGGUCUCCCCCAGCAGGAGGCCCACUGGGAUGGCAGAGACUACCAGCCGUCAGAGGGUUCUCGUGGUCGUCAGAUGGAUGCUUAUCUGGAUGACCUCUUUGACCCAGUGCUGGACCAGGGACCAGGGGACAGGGAGCGUAUGGCCAUUUUGAACAGGAGGAUGAGAGGAGGAGGAGGGAUGUAUGGAGCAGGUGUCCCAAUGACAAUGCCAGGUUAUUCUAUGGGAAUGCCGAUGAACCCUGCCAUGCAAGGCUACGGGGCUCAGAUGAUGCCAAGUAUGAUGCCACCGGCCCCCAUGCCUAUGAUGCCAACCAUGAUGAUGCCCCAGCCAGCUGCACCAGCCGUGGACUCCCAGCAGAUGGCAGCACAGCAGCAGGCUUUCAUCAACCAACAGGCCCUGCUCAUGGCCCAGCAGAUGACAAUGCAAGCCAUGACCAUGUCCCAGCAGCAGGCUCAGGAUCAGCAGCAGAGACAGCAGCAGCAAAGACAGCAGCAGCAGAGACAGGAGCAGCAGCAGCAGAGACAGGAGCAGAGACGCCAGGCUAACCGAACCGCCACACCCCCCCGCGCCCCAUCACCCCCACCCCCACCCCCACCCCCACUCCACACAAAUCCCCCCACCCCACCACCGCUACGCACACCCAGCCAGAUGAAAACACAGCCACAGCACCAUAUACCUGAGCCGGAGAGGGAUGUGGACUUUGCCAGUCCAGACCAGCGUGAGUCUUUCAAGGUGAAGAGAGAGUUUUUCCAGAAGAUUGGUUCUCAGCCCAAGCCAGCAGCCAAACCGUUAAAGCCUCGCCCAGCUCCCAGCAGCCCCCCCAAACAGACCCGGCCCCGCACCCCCUCUCCACCCCCAGCCCCCAGGACUUUGCAACCUCCCCCCUCUCCUCCUGCCAGAGACCCAUACACCCCCAGCCCCCCUGCCUCCCCGCCCCCGCCCACCACCAGCAUCCGUGACAUCAUCAAACAAUACCAGAACCGCCCCGCCAGUGACCCCAGACCCUUCGAGCCCGUCAGGGUUCCAGCCCGGUCGUUUGUGAAGAAGAAUGAUCCUAAAGAGGAGGCCUUGGCGAUCCUCAUGAAUAAAGGCCCUGUAGAACAGCAGAGAAAGUGGGCCCCUCCUCCCCCGAUCCAGAGGGAGCCCCCCCGUCAGAGACAGCCUCACCCAGCGUGGCAAUCCUCUCCUCCCUCCACCAGAGGGCCUCGCUCAAUCUCCAACAGCAUGAAGCAGAAACAGCGCUCCCUGGCCGACCUCUUUGGCACGCAGGGUCGUUCCAAGAACCUUCCGCCUGCUCCACCCAAGUCCACCCCUCCUUAUCCCCCAGCCAUCUUUGAAAGCUUGCCAGACCCUCCCGCCAAGGCUGCCCCCACACUCAAUCUGUCUGGGGAGGAGAGUGUUCGCUCCCAGCUCCACAGGUUCUCCGCCAGCGUCUACUUCUCCAACUCUGCCAUGCCUGGCAAACUGUUCCUACGCAAGGAGGUGUUUUACCCCAGAGAGGGGUUCAACCACCCCUACAUCCUCAAACUCCUUUGUGAGCAGAUCAUGAGAGACACGUACUCUGACACCUGUGUGAGGAUCACCAGAGAGGAUCGGAGAAAAAUGAAAGACCUACUAGCCAGUUUCCACGUGGGCACCAGUAUCAGCUCGCUUCAGGACGACACUAUGAAGAAGAGGAUAGUGAUGGCUGCCAGGGACAACUGGGAAAACUACUUCACACGACUCUUCCCUGUCAAAGGUGGUACCAGCGGGGACACCCAGCUGUUGGGCGUGUCUCAUCGUGGGAUUCGACUGAUGAAGGUGGCCAGAGCUUCAGGCAUAAACCCCAAACACCUGCGCCUGCUACGGAGCUACAGCUAUGCAGAGCUGCUGUCGGUGGAACUGCGGUCUGCCGACAUCGUGGAAUUCAGUCUAAAGGGAGAGCAGCUGCAGCUGCAGAGCAACAGGGCUCCACAGAUCACUGCCAUGGUCAGCCUGUUCCACCAAGAACUCAUCAAUGGCUCAGAUCAUAUGAUUGCCCUCAAGAGCUUUGUGACCGACGACAAGAGCCUGCUCAGCUUCCGCAAGGGUGACAUCAUCAAACUGCUGCCCAUUGACGGCCUCCAGCCAGGUUGGUGUUUCGGUUCCAUCGGGGGGCGCUCCGGCCUUUUCCCCAUCGACGUCACUCAGCCGUCUGCCCCUCCUGACUACCACCACGUCCACCUUGACCGCCUCGACGAGAGGAGGAAGAGCAUGAGAGCCUCCAAGCCGCCCGCUGCCACCAGACCCCCAGCUCCCAGGUCCACUCCCCACACUGGCUCAGCACAGCCCAGCCGAGGGAGCUCCAUGCUGGGGUCAGCUCUUUCCGUCCAAGUAUCGGUCCAGGGCAGUGAGAUGAGUGACGCCCAGACGUUCCGGAUGACAGAGUUUGCCAUGAAAUACUUCAGAGACACUGCCACCAGAAUGGAGGGUAAAGGUCUGCUUAAUGGAGGUAUAAACUUCUCAGAGGUGCUUCAGUACACAGAGGUUCCCAUUCAGGAAUCCCUCAUCCUGUACAAUGAUCCUGAGCUCAAUGGCCUGGCUGUCCAGGCCUUCCUGAGUGUGAUGCAGUUCAUGGGAGACCAGCCUCUUGGGAGGCACACGUCUGAGGGAGACUGUGUCAGCCAUAUCUUGAUGUUAGGGAAGGAGAAAGAGUUUCUGAGAGAUGAGAUUUACUGCCAGGUGAUCAAACAGAUCACAAACAACACACACAAAGAGAGAUGUACCCGGGGUUGGCGUCUGUUGAACCUGGUAGCAGGGUUCUUCCCCUGCUCUGGCACUCUGAACCCCUACAUCACAUGUCAUCUACAAAACAUCAGCCAAGACCCCACACACCUCUACCAAGAGCUGUCUCAAAACUGUAAGGAGAACAUGUUCGGGACUCUGAUCCACGGUGGUCGCAGACACGUCCCCUCUCACGCAGAGAUGGAAGCCAUACUGGCUGGCAGACAAUCUCGUCGGUUCCCCAUCAAGCUGCCAGGCGGAGUGGAGUUCAUCUGUAAAAUACGCAGCUUCAGCGUGGCUCUAGAGGUGGUGGAAGAGCUGUGUACAGAGAUGGGCAUCCAGGAUCCGUCAGAAGUCAAGGAGUUUUCUAUCCAUGCCAUUCGGGACAAGGAUGGGAUGGUGCGGCCUCUCCACUCAGAUGAGUACCUGUUUGACUUCCUAUUGGACGACGGCUCCAUCGUCCUGUCCUUCCACCGCGUCAUAUGGACACACCCACUUCACUUCGACAACGACCUCUACCUGGAGUUCCACUUCCAACAGGUCCUGGGUGACUACCUGGAUGGCAAACUGAUGCUGCCAGGCAGUGGUGCCGCUGUCGUCCAGCAGACGGCAGAGCUGGCUGUCCUGCAGCACCUGGCACAGGGCCUCACUCAAGAGCCUUCUGUGCUAGAACUGAAGGGGUACCUCCCCCAACAGGAAGGGGGCAGCACCAACCUGGAGCAGAUCCACACCAUCUCCCUCAGAGAGAUAACCGCCAUGCGCUCUCUCAGCCCCCGCGACGCCAAGACACGCUUCCUCGAGUGCCUGAGCUCCCUGCCUCUGUUCGGUUCUAAUAUCUUCCUGGCUCAGAAGGUCAGCCAUCGCAGCUGCCCCUCGCCCUGCCUGGUGGCUGUCAACCAAGAAGGAGUGCUGUUCUGCCAUCCCAAUAUGCAGGAGCGGGCAUUCAUGAUCCCAUUGGUGGAAGUGCAGUCACUGCGCUCAGUUAAACACAAGAAAGACAAGAAGGUGCCUGGAGUGGAGAUCAACUACGGCAACCCAGGACUAAAAACCAUCACCAUCCACCUCAAACAGGCCAAGAAGCUGUGCCACAUCAUUGCUGUCAUCAUGGAGGAGCUGGUGAGACCACCCAUCAAUAGCUCUGUCUCCAGCCGCAACCCCUAGACACACACACACACACACGCACGCACACACACACACCUGCAGUUGGAUAGGAAAUGAGUUCUACAACUGUCAAUCAUUGAUUCAUAUACGCAAUGAAAGCGAAUCACUUUCCACAUCUACCAUUCCUUCUCCUGUGUCAGUGAUACUCCAGUUGGUGAUUGAUUGAUGAAAAUGGUUGAGAAAUGAAUUCUAUCCACUACAGGUUUCAUUUUCUCAAUUUCCCAACAAACACGCACUCAGAGAGGGAGCCUAUUGAUAAGCGGACCUGCACUGAUAAAUAUCAAAACAAAUCAAUGCCUUCAGAUUUUUAUCUAAAACAGUUCAUUAUUUUUAAAAAAACAUCACAGCCUUUGAAUACCAAUGAAUGUCCAAAUUUGAAUAUUGCUUUGUACGUGUUAGGUUUCCGUGCAAUAUAUCUUUAUAUAACUGAUUUAUCAAUGUGUUUCUUUGUAGUAAAUAUUUUUGUAAUUUAAAUCAAAUUAUUUUGUAGAUGGAUGAAACUGUUCUUGUUUACUUUGUGUAUAACUAUUAAAAAGUAUUGCUGAAUAAGGCAUUGUUUCAAUUA